Molecule: messenger RNA, 1134 nt
Organism: Staurois parvus
Lineage: Eukaryota; Metazoa; Chordata; Amphibia; Anura; Ranidae
Source: the annotation of a GenBank genome assembly
AUGGCAUCAGAUGACUUUGAUAUUGUGAUUGAAGCAAUGCUGGAGGCACCUUAUAAAAAUCAAGAGAGGGAGGAAGAAACUCCCAAUCAGGAGACAAAGAAGGAACAGGCGAAAGAGACAAGCAGCAGUCGGUCUGGAAACGCCAGUAACAGCAACAGGAGAAGUAGAAGUAGGAAGAGAAGCAGAAGUCAUGAUAGACGCCGAAGUUAUCUUCUCAGCCGCAGUCGGAGUAGGGACCGGCACAGACGACGGGGCAGCAGGGAUAGACACCGAAGCCGUGAGCGCAGACAUAGAAGCCGCAGUCGUGGAAGACGACACAGCUCAAGGAGUCGUGAUCGCCGACGAGAUGAACGUUCCAGACACCAUAGUCCUGGGAGGCGUCACACACGCAGCAGAAGUCGCAGCCCCCGACAUAAGGAAAAGAGUCCUAUCAGGCAACCAGAACCCACACUAACUCCAGAAGAACGUGAUGCAAGGACAGUGUUUUGUAUGCAGUUGGCUGCUCGCAUUCGUCCACGUGACUUGGAGGACUUUUUCUCUGCUGUAGGAAAAGUGCGAGAUGUGAGAAUUAUAGCAGACAGAAACUCUCGCAGAUCAAAGGGCAUUGCAUAUGUCGAAUUUUUAGAUAUCCAGUCUGUACCCUUGGCCAUUGGCUUAACUGGCCAGAGGCUGCUAGGUGUACCUAUUAUCGUACAGGCUUCACAGGCUGAGAAGAACCGUUUGGCUGCUAUGGCAAAUAAUCUGCAGAGAGGAAAUUCCGGACCCAUGCGCCUCUAUGUAGGCUCUCUACACUUCAAUAUCACAGAGGACAUGUUACGAGGAAUUUUUGAACCUUUUGGAAAGAUUGAGAACAUUCAGCUUCUUCGGGAACCUGAUACAGGGCGAUCCAAGGGUUAUGGAUUUAUCACGUUUUCAGAUGCAGAGUGUGCUCGGCGAGCCCUAGAUCAAUUGAAUGGAUUUGAGUUGGCAGGUCGGCCUAUGAAAGUUGGUCAUGUGACAGAUCGUGGUGAUGGCAGUACCGAUGUUUCGUUCCUUGAUAAUGAUGAUCUUGCACGCAGUGGAAUUGAUCUGGGGGCAACUGGAAGAUUACAUCUCAUGGCUAAACUGGCAGAGGGUAAGUUUUUACACUGUUGA